UUUUUGAGUGUGCUCACCUGCGUUAGCCACACCCACCACCACACCUGACCAAGAGACGCCGCCACGAAUCUGAGCUCAUCGUCGGUGCGAUUACGGAGACCUGGUGGUGGUGGUUGAGGAGCGUAAAACUGAGAGCCAUGAUCCCAAAAUGCCUUUUAUUCGUCGUAUUUUUGCUAUGUUUUGUUCGGGGAGUUGAAAACAAAGACGAGUUAAAAGAAUUUACGUCAAGAUUAUCUACGUAUUCUAUUGUAAAACCUCAAGUGCUUCACAGAUGGGCCAGAAGCAUCAGGGAGUCACAACAUUCAAAUGAGAAGCACGGAGAUGAUACCGUUUUUUAUGCAAUCCAUAUAAACCACAAGCGGCACAUCCUUCACCUGAAAAGGAACAGGGGCUUCUUGCACCCAAAUGUUCUUCGUUCUCCACAUGGUGCCUCCGGCAAUCACAACUCCUCGCAUCCAAGACGCCAUAUACAUUGCUAUUAUCAUGGGAAAGUGGAUGGGUACAACAAGUCAAUGGUUGCCCUCAGCACCUGCUCUGGCCUCAGGGGUGUGAUCGUCCUGGAAAAUGACACAUUUGGACUUGAGCCUGUGCCAAAAUCCUCCACAAAUGAGCACGUCCUGUACCACUUUAAGGACACCCAAUUCAAAAGUGCCACCUGUGGGGUCGUUAAUGAGGCCGGAUCGUCGCCGAGCUUUGAACACUUUGAGCCCGACCAGACGCUGGUGUCUCUGCUGAGGAGGAAGCGUAAUUUACCGGGAACAAGUUAUGUGGAGUUGGCGCUGGUUGUCGAUAAUUCCAGGUAUAAAUAUAAGAACAAAAAUGACACGGCAGUCCGAGAUGAGAUGGUCGAGUUGGCCAAUCUACUGGAUGGGUACUACAAGGAGCUGAAUAUCCGUAUUGUCUUAGUUGGCCUGGAAAUUUUUAAGGAUACAAAUCCUUUUAGCGUGGAAGGCAACGCUGGAGAUGUGUUGGAUCGCUUUGUUAAAUGGAGGAAAUCAACUCUUGUACCAAAAAUUCGACAUGACAUAGGACAACUCAUAAUUGGUCCACCACAAGAUUAUGGGAGCAUCCUUGGUAUGGCCUAUGUGGGUACAGUCUGCUCCGUAGCAUCCGCUGGAGGAAUUAAUUUGUACAGAAACAAUGAGUUGACGUUUUUCUCCACUGUGGUGGCCCAUGAGAUGGGUCAUAACCUGGGUAUGAAUCAUGAUAGUGACAACUGCAACUGCGAUGGGAAAACCUGCAUUAUGGCAGCAAAUGCAGGUGGUUCCCCCAAAUUUAGCCAGUGCAGUGAGACGUACUUUGAGAAUUUGAUUCUCCGUGGAGGAGGAGUUUGUCUGAGGAAUCAGCCGUCUCCUUCAGAUGUGAUUGGCACAGCUGAAUGUGGCAAUGGUCGCCUGGAUGAGGGAGAGGACUGCGACUGUGGCAAACCAGAGGAAUGUAAGAAUAAGUGCUGUAACGCUGCCACUUGCACAUUCACAAGUGGAUCCACUUGUGCACAUGGAUUCUGCUGUGAAAAGUGUCGCAUCCAAGUUGCUGGAUGGCCGUGCAGAAAGUCUGCCGACUCCUGUGAUCUUCCCGAAUAUUGCAACGGCAAAAGCUCCUUCUGCCCUAAUGACUUCUACAUGAUGGACGGCUUGUCGUGUCAAAACAAUGCUGCCUACUGCUAUGAAGGUCGCUGCCAGACGUAUGAUUACCAAUGCAGGCAUCUUUUUGCACCAGAUAAUGCAAGAAAGGCAGAAAAUAUUUGUUUUCAACAUGCAAAUAUUAAAGGAGAUAAAUUUGGAAAUUGUGGACCUGCACCCGGUGGAUCAGGAUACUUAAAAUGUAGCUUGGCAAACUCUAUGUGUGGGAAGGUGCAGUGCACCAAUGUGGAUGUAAAUAAGCCCCCUACUGGUGCGCAUGUCAGCAUCCAACAAAUUCAAGGAGCCACUUGUGUUAACGCAGACUUUGACCUGGGCAGUGAUGUGCUCGAUCCUGCUUAUGUUAACCCCGGCAGCCCUUGUGCUACAGGAAAGACCUGUGUGGACUUCAAGUGCAUGAAUGCUUCGGUUCUGUUGCCAGAUUUAGACUGUGAUGCCAAGACUACUUGCAAUGGUCACGGGGUGUGCAACGACCAGGGACACUGUCACUGCGACAAUGGCUGGGGACCACCUUACUGCGACAAAUCAGGAUGGGGUGGGAGCAUCGACAGUGGUCCUGCUCAAAUAGACUACUCCCUCAGAAAUGGCUUGUUGAUCUUCUUCUUCCUGGUGGUUCCUCUUCUUGUUCUCCUUAUUCUGGUGCUUCUCUACAUUUUCAAAAGAGAUUCCCUGGAUGUCUGCCUAAAACGAAGAUCACGUCCUACUGGCAAUAGGAAUACAAAUGCACAACCCAAAAAUGAUGUUCAAGCAGGUGUUACAGCCCCGACUCCACAAGCCCCACCCGAAAGGCCUACAAAUCCUCCUUCUACUGCAGCACCAAUUUCUGGGUUUAGGUACGGAGAAUUGGAUUACUGGCGUUAUGAAACAAACGAGCCUCCUCCACGACCACCACCUCCUGUUCAAGGCCCUGGAGUACCUAAACCAAUCCCACCAAAACCAAUAGCUUAAAUUAAUUUUUUAUACUACAAAUCAGCAUCAUGUAAUGAUCGACUAUUUUAAUCCACUGUGAAUAGUGAACACUGAAAUUUGGAGCACCUUUAAAAUGGUUGUUUUCUAUUUUUUUGCCGGUGGUGGAUAUGAAUGAUAAAUGUUUGUUGGAGGAUAUUUUUAUCUGGCUGUUGUUACACAUUUAUUUAAAAAAUAUUUUUGAAUACAAAAUAAGUUUGUAUUUUAUACAGGGAUGUUUACUCUUUAAAAUAAUAUUUUAAAGUUUCAUUUUGUUUUAGAGAUUUGUUAUGCUGUCCAAAUUAAUAAACAUGUAUUUAAGUAUUUGGAGGUUUUGUAUUCAUUUUUUUUUUUAUUUUUAUGACUUGUAUUUGUC
Molecule: messenger RNA, 2961 nt
Organism: Oryzias melastigma (Indian medaka)
Lineage: Eukaryota; Metazoa; Chordata; Actinopteri; Beloniformes; Adrianichthyidae
Gene: adam9b
Exons: 22
Coding region: 138-2588 (816 amino acids)
Biological process (GO): proteolysis
Cellular component (GO): plasma membrane
Molecular function (GO): metalloendopeptidase activity
Source: RefSeq, a predicted model, not a curated record